This is a messenger RNA of Daucus carota subsp. sativus, 2080 nucleotides long. Its product is annotated as polyphenol oxidase, chloroplastic-like. The transcript has a single exon. Gene Ontology annotation, molecular function: catechol oxidase activity. The record is from RefSeq and is a predicted model, not a curated record. Gene Ontology annotation, biological process: pigment biosynthetic process. The coding region runs from base 76 to 1863 and encodes 595 amino acids. Lineage: Eukaryota; Viridiplantae; Streptophyta; Magnoliopsida; Apiales; Apiaceae.
AAAGUCUUGACCACCUUUGCAUUAUAUAAACACUCCUCUCCACCCUCAUAUUUUAUACCCGAAACCAUCACAUAAAUGGCUUCUUUGUCUCUUCCAACUUCCACCACCACCGCCACCACGGCCUACUCAUCUCCCUCCUCCCCUUUUCUUGCUAAACCAUCUCAGAUCACCGUCACCAAAAGGUCAUCUCAAGGCCUCAAAUUCACAUGCAAAGCCGCAAAUGGUGAUAAAAACUCCGAAGACAACUCAAGAAAGGAGCAAUAUAAUGCUACUAGGUUCGAUAGGAGAGAUUUGCUUAUUGGCUUAGGUGGACUCUAUGGAGCUACAAGCCUUGGCUCUAAUCCUUCCGCAUUCGCUUCUCCUAUCAAGGCCCCGGAUCUCGCAAAAUGUGGGGAGGCUGAUCUGCCAGCCGGGGCAGCUCACACCAACUGUUGCCCUCCCUUUUCGGGCACUGUACUGGACUACAAACUCCCCGUACCACCAAAGACUCUGCGUGUUAGGCCCGCAGCACAUUUGGCUGAUAAGGCCUACGAGGCUAAGUUCAAGAGAGCUCUGGAGCUCAUGAAAGCACUGCCUGACUCUGAUCCUCGAAGUUUCACUCAACAAGCUAAUAUACAUUGUGCUUAUUGCGAUGGAGCUUAUGAACAAGUAGGCUUUCCUGAGCUAGAUAUCCAAGUUCAUAACUCCUGGCUGUUCUUCCCAUUUCACAGAUGGUACUUGUACUUUUUCGAGAGAAUCUUGGGGAGCCUGAUCGAUGAUCCUACAUUCGCAAUCCCUUUCUGGAACUGGGAUGCGAAAGAAGGAAUGCCAAUGCCUUCGAUGUACACUGACCGGAGCUCUCCCCUAUAUGACCAAUUUCGCGAUGCCAAACACUCAACUAGCGGAUUCAUGGUUGAUCUUGAUUAUAAUGGAAGGGAUGAGAAUAUUACUAAAGAGCAGCAGCUGAAUCAAAAUCUGACUAUCAUGUACAGGCAAAUGGUCUCGGGCUCCAAAUCAGCAAGCUUGUUUCUAGGAAGUCCAAUAAGGGCCGGUGAGUCCGAACAAGGGGGUGGUAACUUCGAGAGCACGCCGCAUGGUCCGGUUCAUAUAUGGUCCGGAGACAGGACUCAACCGAAUCUCGAAAACAUGGGUAAUUUCUACUCUGCCGGUCGAGAUCCCAUGUUUUAUGCACAUCAUUCUAAUUGUGAUCGAAUGUGGAGCGUAUGGAAGACACUAGGCGGAAAGAGAAGGGAUUACACUGACAAAGAUUGGCUGGAUUCUGAGUUCGUGUUCUACGACGAAAAGGCUCAGUUAGUAAGAGUAAAAGUGGGAGAUUGCUUGGAUAGCAAGAAACUGGGAUAUGUAUAUCAGGAUGUUCCGCUUGCAUGGACAGGAAGUCGGCCCACACCGCGGCUCAAGAGAGUGCUGAACAAGCUUAAGAAAAGUGACGUGGCCAAUGCGGCUGAAUUUCCUAUGGUUAAGGAUGUUUUUCCUAUCAAGCUCGACAAAGUAGUGAAGGUUUUGGUUCACAGGCCGAAGAAAAACAGAAGCAAAAAGGAGAAAGAAAACGAGGAGGAGAUUCUGGUGAUUGAAGGUAUUGAAGUGGAGAGGGAUGCUUUCGUGAAGUUUGAUGUGUUUAUUAAUGACGAGGAUGAGGCUGCAAGCGCCGCGGAUAAGACUGAGUUUGCUGGAAGCUUUGUGAAUGUGCCACACAAACAUAAGCAUGGGAAGAACAUAAAGACAAGGUUGAGGUUGGCUUUAACUGAUUUGUUGGAAGAUCUGGGAGCUGAGGAUGAUGAUAAUGUGUUGGUCACUUUGGUGCCUAAACCUGGAAGUACUGGUUUUGUUAACAUCAAAAGUCUGAAGAUUGUGCUUGAUGAUUGAUGAGUUGAUUCAGGGGCCGUUUGGGUGAGUUUAUAAUAAGUGCUUCUUAUUUAAAAUAAAUAAGUGGAAUAGAAAUUAGAAGCAAGAUAGAAAUAAGUAGAAGUCCUGGAACAAAAGGUAGCAUUCUUAGCUUUUUAUAAGUGAUUUUUAACUUUUUAUUAAGCUACAUAUAAUUGGUCCGUCAUUUAUUGAAUAUAUCAUACUCCCUCCGUCUCAA